AGGUCUCUAAAUCAAUUUUGGCCAGCACUAUUCAUAAUUCUGGCCACCAAAAGUAUUUCAAGCCAAGAUUCCACAAAAUAUUGCAUAGUUGAAGCUUGUAAAGGAGGAGUAGCGUCUGGAUGGAGGAAGAUAACUGACGAUAUACUUAGAAAAGCAGAAGCCAAGGAAACUUUGACUUCAUAUUAUGAAAAAGGUUUGAAAAAACGUAGAAUGAGUGAUAAUCUUUCUAUGUCUGAAAGUAUUAAGUUACUGGCUAACAUUAUUUUUCAAAGAGACGUUUUAGAAAAAAAUAGGUCUAUCGUUGAUUUUUCAUGGUUUAGGGCUUUUGCAGAAAAGGAAGAUAAGCGAUUAACUUCAUUUUUUAAUGAAAUUGAAGCAGCAGCUGAUGUGGACAAUAAGAACAAAGACGAAAGACAGGAACUCAAUCGAUCUCUAGCAUAUCAAUCAAUUGAUGCAUUCACGAAUGCUAGAAUUACGAUUACAUCUCAUUAUAUAAAUCGAAAAAAAGCUGAUAUGGCAGAAUUAUACGAUGAUUUAGUCGAUGUUGAAACUGAUGCUAUUCCGAUUCAUGGAUCAAAUGGCAUCUCAAUUCACAAUCCUACACUAAUAGAUUUUAAUAUUAUUUUAAAAUAUCUAGACGAAAAAUAUAUGAAACGUAUAGCAUUUACCUCCAAUGAAGUUUUCUCCUAUAACAUUCUAUUUGACAUGAGGUUAGAGGUAUUAUCUUUACAUUUGUAUGAUGAUCGAAUCAAGGCUCAGAAAGAGAAACGUAAGAUGAAAGACAGCAUGCUUUUUGAUUUUUAUAAGCAAGAGCUUAAAACUGUAGGCUCGAAAAGUAAAAUUAUCAAGACGGCUAAAGGAGAAAAUCAAUUUCGUCUUGCAGGUUUGAAUAUCGUGAUAAACAAAAAACAAAUGCCACUAGGGUUUAGUAGUGAUCAUAUCCCAGCAAGAGAUGAAUGUGACUAUUGCGACAUGUUUUUAAAUCUUGCAACUACAAACCCUAUUGUACUUGGUAUUCAACAAAAUAUUUCUUCUUUAAUUACACGAUUAACAAAGCAGGAUGACAAGGAUCUCAUGGAUGAUCAAGCACCUAAAAAUCGAAAAAAAAUUCAAAGAUACGAAAACUAA
Molecule: messenger RNA, 1128 nt
Organism: Racocetra persica
Lineage: Eukaryota; Fungi; Glomeromycota; Glomeromycetes; Diversisporales; Gigasporaceae
Source: the annotation of a GenBank genome assembly